Molecule: messenger RNA, 1134 nt
Organism: Saprolegnia diclina VS20
Lineage: Eukaryota; Oomycota; Saprolegniomycetes; Saprolegniales; Saprolegniaceae
Exons: 2
Coding region: 26-1096 (356 amino acids)
Biological process (GO): ammonium transmembrane transport; ammonium homeostasis
Cellular component (GO): membrane
Molecular function (GO): ammonium channel activity
Source: RefSeq, a predicted model, not a curated record
UUGAGAUUGCUGAAGUCGAUUCAAAAUGCAGUGGGAACCGUCGUCGCUCAUCACGAUCGACGUCGGUGGCACGAGCCGCACGCUGACGUGGGGCGAAUUCACCGCGUCGGUCGCCGAGGCCCAAACCUCGAGCUUUAGCGCGUCGCUCGACCUCUUUUGGCUCCUCUUUGGCGGCGUCCUCGUCUUCCUCAUGAUGCUCGGCCUCGCGCUCCUUGAGAUCGGCUGCGUGCACAAGAAGAACACGAAACACAUCAUGAUCCGCAUCCUAUGCGACUGCUGCCUCACAGGCCUUACGUUCUACGCGACCGGGUACAGCUUUGCGUUCACGCACGGCAACGGCUUUAUCGGCUCGUCCGGCUUCUUCAUGCAAGGCGCCGACUUCACGGGUGCUUCGGCGACGCAGGCGUUCCGGGGCCACCACUACGCCGACUGGUUCUUCCAGUGGGCGAUCGCGUCCGUGGCCGUCAACAUUUGCCACGGCGCGGUCGCCGAGCGCAUCUCGCUGUCGGCGUACGCUGUCUACUCGUUCUGCGCGAGUCUCUUCAUCUACCCGGUCUGCGCGCACUGGGCGUGGGCCGAGACGGGCUGGGCGAGCAUGCUCAACGAAGGCAACCUCCUCUUUGACAUUGGCGUCAUGGACUUUGCCGGCACCGGGUGUCUGCAUAUGUUUGCGGGCACGUCGGCGCUCGUCGGGUGUCUCUUGCUCGGUCCGCGCCUUGGCAAGUUUACGGCCGAGGGCCACGGCCACCUCCCGUCGCAGUCGGUGCUGCUGCAAUUCAUGGGCACGAUGAUUCUCUGGUUUGGCUGGUACGGCUUCAACUGCGUCUCGACGCUGAGCCUCGAGGGCACAAAGGCCGACGUCAUGGCCAAGGUCGCGGUCAACCUCACGCUCUCGGCGUGCACGGCCGGCCUCGUCACGUCCAUCUUGUACAAGGCACUCGGGUACCUCCGCGUCUCGGCCGAAGCCGAGCGCAUGGGCAUGGACGCGUUCGAACACGGCGGGUCGGCGUACGACAAUGACGAGGACGCGCACCGAGGCACAGACUCGUACCGCGAUGUGCAGUCGCCCCAAGAAGAUCGCAAACACGCUGCUUGAUGCAUUUGAUAAGAAAUAUGCAAUGCUUUUUGUGUGAC